This is a messenger RNA of Cuscuta campestris, 4748 nucleotides long. Lineage: Eukaryota; Viridiplantae; Streptophyta; Magnoliopsida; Solanales; Convolvulaceae. The record is from the annotation of a GenBank genome assembly.
GAAAAGAGCAUAGGGCAGAGGAAAAUUGAGAAGUUAUCAUUGUAUCCUUGUGACCUGUUAUUCUUUAACGUUGAUGUUUAUUACAACUGUUAUAUUUUGUAUGAUAUGUGAAUAUGUUGAGCAUGUUGUGUGCAUGAUAUCGUAUGGUGAUAUGGGCUAGUGGGAUCGCCUAUGGGUAUAGCUAUUUAGAAUGAGUAACGCAUCGACGCACGCUCAUGACAACACCCAGCAAGUGGGUGAUGAUCACAACGAUGCCGAGACGGAGGCAUCCAGCUUCGUGCCUCCGCAGAAUGCUGGGCAGCCCAAUGUGCCACUGAACGCGGGGGAAAACCAGAAUUUCGGGAAUCCGCCUGAGAAUGUCAUGCCUGCCUUCAUGACGCAGAUCCUACAACAGAUGGCCAACGCGCCGAUGUUCCAGCAGCCUCAGCCACCGCGGCGACACAUCACCUUCAAAACGCUGAAGGACAACGGAGCGGAGGAGUUCCUUGGGGAUAGAGUGGCUGAACCUCAAGUGGCUCUUGAUUGGAUUGAGCAGGUGGCUAGGGUGCUCAACGACCUGGAUGUACCGGUUGCGGAUCAUCCAAAGUUGGCAUCUCUGCUACUCCGCAAGGGAGCGUACGUGUGGUGGAAGCGCGUCGUUAGCGAGCCGCAGACGCCGAAGCCCUGGACAUGGGCAUAUUUCGACUGGGCUUUCAAGAAGGAGUAUAUCCCAGCUCGCUUCCGAGAGGAGAAGCGAAUUGAAGAGUUCAGGAAGAGAUUGCGCCCUGAUGUGCGACCUUAUGUUUCUACCGUGGUCACCACCGAUUUCUCAGCGGCUUAUGACCUGAUGGCUAAGGCGGAGAAAGCAGUGGACGACCUGAAGGCAAGCGUGGGUGCUGGAUGGACAGCUACUUGUCAACGACCCACUACCAGCGCGGCACCGAGCGGGAAGAGAUCCUUUGGCAGUACUAAGGGUACCCAGAACUUCAAGAAGACCAAGUCUGCGCCGGCUCAAUCACAGGCAGCGAGCAACCGAAGCAAACCUUCCAAGUACCCAGUGUGCAAUCAGUGUGGGAAAAACCACCCUGCGAGUCAGAGGCCAGCGCAGAGCCAGAGGUCUACCGCGGGCUCAAACCCGCCAAGAGGACAGAACCAGAACCAGAACCGCCAGCAGGGACAUGUGCCUGCACGCACCUACGCCAUGCAGGGACGUACCGAAGUGAACCGCGACGUCAUCUUGGGGCAUAGCAUGCGACUUCAUCAUCUGUACCGCAACUGUCCGUUGACGGCCCACAGACACCGGUUGUCCGCAAAUCUGAUCGAGUUACCGUACAAGGAAUUCGAUAUUAUCCUUGCUAUGGAUUGGUUGACUGAGCAUCAGGCGAUAAUUGACUGUGGUUUGCGCACCGUACGGCUGAAGACUGACGAUGGUGAUGUGGUAGAAGUCAAGGGAGAGUUGUUCCCUAAGCCUCCAGAAUUUAUGUCUUACAUGCAAGCGAAGCGGUUGAUUCGGAAGAAAUGUGAGGCAUUCUUGUGCCACGUUCGGGACACUAGGAAGGAGACCCCCGAACAGAAGGAUAUCCCUACAGUGUGUGACUUCCCCGAUGUGUUUCCCGACGAUCUCCCUGGCCUGCCACCGCCAAGGGAAGUGGAGUUUUCGAUUGAUCUGUCGACAUUGGAUAGUGAGAUCCGUACAGCUCAGACUACGGAUGACUUUUGUGUGAAGACUCGUGAGCUUGUCUCCAAGGGGGAGAGACAAGACUUCACCAUUGAUGCCAAUGGAGGGCUGCUCUUUAAGGAUCGCUUGGUGGUACCAAACGGUGAACAUGAUCAUGAGGUUCUGGACCUAUCAGACAAGGAUGAAGAAGUCAAUGAAGGAGAUAGAAUGAAGCCUACGGAGUUCAUUCCAUUCAGAAGUCUGCCUCUGAAGACUUCACAGAGGAAUCCGGAUUUAGACAAUGCUGAGCCCUCCGGAAAUCUUGGCCAGCCUUCCAAUAUUCCGGAUAUCUCAAACGGCGACAAUUCCGGAAAUGGCAACCCAGUGCAAACCUAUCCGGAAACACCAACAACCUCUGUUCUUCAACCAGAAGCUGAACUAGAUCAACCAGUCAAUCCCAAUCAACACAAUCUUCGUUGGUUAAGGGAUCAUCCUCCUCAACAGAUCAUUGGAGAUAUUCAAUCUGGUGUUCGCACAAGGAGUGCCCAACAGAAUCUAGAAGCUAUGCUUGCUUGGGACGAAAACGGAACUGGUGCAGGUCUGGUGUUCGCCGCGACAUACGGUAGGGAGGUACCAUUGACACGGUAUCUGGCUACCGCCAGCUUCCCCGGCUUCGUUCUUUUCUGGCGGUACCCACUUAGGGCAGGACCCAGAUUUAGAAUGAGUAACGCAUCGACGCACGCUCAAGACAACACCCAGCAAGUGGGUGAUGAUCACAACGAUGCCGAGACGGAGGCAUCCAGCUUCGUGCCUCCGCAGAAUGCUGGGCAGCCCAAUGUGCCACUGAACGCGGGGGAAAACCAGAAUUUCGGGAAUCCGCCUGAGAAUGUCAUGCCUGCCUUCAUGACGCAGUUCCUACAACAGAUGGCCAACGCGCCGAUGUUCCAGCAGCCUCAGCCACCGCGGCGACACAUCACCUUCAAAACGCUGAAGGACAACGGAGCGGAGGAGUUCCUUGGGGAUAGAGUGGCUGAACCUCAAGUGGCUCUUGAUUGGAUUGAGCAGGUGGCUAGGGUGCUCAACGACCUGGAUGUACCGGUUGCGGAUCAUCCAAAGUUGGCAUCUCAGCUACUCCGCAAGGGAGCGUACGAGUGGUGGAAGCGCGUCGACAGCGAGCCACAGACGCCGAAGCCCUGGACAUGGGCAUAUUUCGACUGGGCUUUCAAGAAGGAGUAUAUCCCAGCUCGCUUCCGAGAGGAGAAGCGAAUUGAAGAGUUCAGGAAGAGAUUGCGACCUUAUGUUUCUACCGUGGUCACCACCGAUUUCUCAGCGGCUUAUGACCUGAUGGCUAAGGCGGAGAAAGCAGUGGACGACCUGAAGGCAAGCGUGGGUGCUGGAUGGACAGCUACUUGUCAACGACCCACUACCAGCGCGGCACCGAGUGUGAAGAGAUCCUUUGGCGGUACUAAGGGUACCCAGAACUUCAAGAAGACCAAGUCUGCGCCGGCUCAAUCACAGGCAGCGAGCAACCGAAGCAAACCUUCCAAGUACCCAGUGUGCAAUCAGUGUGGGAAAAACCACCCUGGUGAAUGCUGGUUCGCGCAGGGCUUAUGCAUGGGAUGCGGAAAGGAGGGACACUUCCGCAAGGAUUGCCCAACUAACCCCGGGCGUGCCUUCCCUGUAACCGAGACGCAGACACCGACAGCGAGUCAGAGGCCAGCGCAGAGCCAGAGGUCUACCGCGGGCUCAAACCCGCCGAGAGGACAGAACCAGAACCAGAACCGCAAGCAGGGACAUGUGCCUGCACGCACCUACGCCAUGCAGGGACGUACCGAAGUGAACCGCGACGUCAUCUUGGGUAUGUUUUCACUAUUCGACACUCCUAUGCUUGCAAUAAUUGACCCAGGAUCUACGUUGUCUUACCUAUGUGUCCCUAUGCCUGAGAAAUUUGAUAUCCAUAGGGGUGAUCUAGAAUACCCUAUGGUAGUAUCUAAUCCGUUAGGGCAUAGCAUGCGACUUCAUCAUCUGUACCGCAACUGUCCGUUGACUGCCCACGGACACCGGUUGUCCGCAAAUCUGAUCGAGUUACCGUACAAGGAAUUCGAUAUUAUCCUUGGUAUGGAUUGGUUGACUGAGCGUCAGGCGAUAAUUGACUGUGGUUUUCGCACCGUACGGCUGAAGACUGACGAUGGUGAUGUGGUAGAAGUCAAGGGAGAGUUGUUCCCUAAGCCUCCAGAAUUUAUGUCUUACAUGCAAGCGAAGCGGUUGAUUCGGAAGAAAUGUGAGGCAUUCUUGUGCCACGUUCGGGACACUAGGAAGGAGACCCCCGAACAGAAGGAUAUCCCUACAGUGUGUGACUUCCCCGAUGUGUUUCCCGACGAUCUCCCUGGCCUGCCACCGCCAAGGAAAGUGGAGUUUUCGAUUGAUCUGUCGACAUUGGAUAGUGAGAUCCGUACAGCUCAGACUACGGAUGACUUUUGUGUGAAGACUCGUGAGCUUGUCUCCAAGGGGGAGAGACAAGACUUCACCAUUGAUGCCAAUGGAGGGCUGCUCUUUAAGGAUCGCUUGGUGGUACCAAACGGUGAAAAGAUUCACGAUGUGUUUCAUGUGUCUAUGCUGAGGAGAUAUCGAUCUGACCCGUCACACAUCCUACCUGGGGGAGCAGUCACCCUCGAUGAGGGUCUUACCUAUGAAGAAGAACCCGUACAGGUCUUGGCACGCGAAGUAAAGGAACUGAGGAACAAGACAGUUCCCUUGGUCAAGGUGCUUUGGCGGAACCACGCAGUGGAAGAAGCAACCUGGGAGACCGAGGAAUCCAUGAGAACUCAGUAUCCUCAACUCUUUAGUGACUAGUGACUCAGAAAAGUAUUUUUGAAUAUGUAAAAGAGAUUUUUAUGAAUUAAGCCUAGAGAGCCAAGAUUUGGAAUUUUGUGCCGGUCUUGAUCACAUUAAGACCGACUCAAUACAAUUCUAGUUCUUCGUUCUUGAUUCUGGGUUCUUGGUUCUUAAGUCAUCAUGCCAUGUUCCUUCGCCUUAGUUUUGCUCACUUUAGCUUCGAUAUGUCGCGGCGGUUUGGCAUUAUCAAAACCUGUCAUAAACGAACACAGUUUAG